AUGAGCGAGUCGACAGCUCCGGCUGCAGCGAUAUCCAUGUCGGACGCCGCGUAUGCCUUUGACGAAGAUGUGCUGAAAGAUGUCCGCAAUAAUAAAGUCUGGAUGCAAGACCCCAAAUACUUUAAAAAGGUGAUUGUGUCGCCUGCCGCCGCCAUAAAGAUGCUUAAUCACGCCAACUCUGGGGUCGAGAAGGGUAUUAAGGCUGGCGGAAAGCCCGUAGAGAUCAUGGGACUAAUUAUGGGUCGACCUUCCACCGGUACAGAAAGAGAUGCUGGUGAUUCUCACACGCUUGUGGUUACAGAUUGCUUUCCACUGCCCAUCGAAGGUGCCGAAACCCGUGUGCUGGCAGAUGACGCCGAAGUCAUUAAUUACAUGAUCUCGCUGGGCGAGGCUGUGGAGCAGACGCGCAAAGAAAAGUUUAUGGGCUGGUACCACAGUCACCCAUUUGAUGUGGAAGUACAUAGCCAUUGCUUUCUAUCUUCCACGGACAUAAGUACGCAGCUCCAAUGGCAGCGCUCGGAAGACCCACACGGCAACCCAUGGUUAGCUAUUGUACUGGAUCCGCUGCGUUCCUUGGCCAAAAAGCGUCCAGAGAUGGGUGCAUUUCGUGUGUACCCUCCGGAGUUUGCUGCUCCUAUGAACGAGACACCAGACGGAACGAUUGUCACUGAUGAGAGUGCGAGACUUGAACGCUGGGGCAACUGCUGGAAUCGAUACUACACGUUGGAAAUUGUUUACUUUAUGAGCUCUCUUGGCUCUCAAAUUAUAAGUAUUCUCUCCGAAGAAUUUUUGUGGAUGCGUACGCUAAGCUCGAACACAAUGCAAGAGCGUGAGAAUCGCGACCGUUUUUCGGAGCGAAUCCAGCUGCUGGUGAAUAAGUUUGAUGGCUGCGAAGCUCACUUAAUUCCUCGCGCUGGACGUGGGGCGUCACGCAUUGGUGAGUAUUACGUGCCCGAAAAACAGCAGUUGCAUAAAGAAACCGAGGAAUCAGCUCUUGACAAAAUAACGCAGGCAGCAAAUGAACUUGCCAUCGAAAACUCGCUUGGCCAAGAACUGCAGAUUCAGUGCAACAAAUGCAGUACUUAUUAA
Molecule: messenger RNA, 1089 nt
Organism: Plasmopara halstedii
Lineage: Eukaryota; Oomycota; Peronosporomycetes; Peronosporales; Peronosporaceae
Product: COP9 signalosome, subunit CSN5
Exons: 2
Coding region: 1-1089 (362 amino acids)
Biological process (GO): protein deneddylation
Cellular component (GO): COP9 signalosome; cytoplasm
Molecular function (GO): deNEDDylase activity; metallopeptidase activity; protein binding
Source: RefSeq, a predicted model, not a curated record